Cyprinus carpio (common carp) is the source of this 5044-nucleotide messenger RNA. RefSeq names its product ETS domain-containing transcription factor ERF-like. The record is from RefSeq and is a predicted model, not a curated record. Gene Ontology annotation, cellular component: nucleus. Gene Ontology annotation, molecular function: sequence-specific DNA binding; DNA-binding transcription factor activity, RNA polymerase II-specific. Gene Ontology annotation, biological process: regulation of transcription by RNA polymerase II; cell differentiation. Lineage: Eukaryota; Metazoa; Chordata; Actinopteri; Cypriniformes; Cyprinidae.
GUUGCAGUCUGUGCAGAUGCUCAAAGCCAGUAGAUGGAUCACUUGGUCAAAGGGCCCAAACAGGUCUGCUUCAGUCAAUGUUGGGGGAAUAGCCCUAUUAUUUUUAUGUCUGCGAUUACGAGGACAGCACCGUGACUAGUGCACCGACACAGAUAACAAAGAUGUAUUUAGGGCUAAAUAAUAUUGAGUCUACCUUUGUUUAAAGCCGGAAUCAAUACUUCUUAAAGCAUGUCCAUUUUUCAUUUAGCAAGCCUCUUGUCUGAGAGGAGGGUCAGGGAGAUGUAUGGAAGGGAGUGUGUUUUAAUUCUCUUUGUUGCUGUAGUAAUAAUAAUUGUCAGAACAAGUGCGGCUCCUAAAGAUCGGGUGAUAGGGAGGUGAGUCACACGCACAAAAUUAAUAGAUUUUGAAAAUUGAGACAGAUUACAUGACAGGUUUUAUUUAUUUUUUCCUCACGUGAUUUUCUUGUUUUACAGGGUACGGACAGAAAUGACCAUUGGAGACAGAGUAACAUGGUCAUCCGUCAGUGAAGCAGAUGGGACUCAGAGGAACUCUUAAGUGUGCUUCAAUGUAAAAGCGUUCCACAGAAGAAAGUUACAGGUUUGGAACAACAUGAGGGCCCUGUGGUGCAGGUGGAGAUGAAGUGGAGUAAAGUGUGAAAAGGGAUCUGGAGGGAGACAAAGAUGUUCACACACAGUGGAAUCGCUGCGGUGCCCAUCACAAAACGAGAAGUGAAUCAGAGAGAAUCACUGCAGACUGGAUAAUUGCAGAAUGCCACACAAGAUGACGGAUUGAAGACCAGAUGAGCCUAUGGAUGCUCUCACAUCAACGAACACGAAAAAGCAGAGCGAUCACAACAUAAAUAGACAGAUUGCAGGAUGGAUGAAUUGAUAGAUCUUUUAGAGAAGGUCAAACUUCUGUGCGCACACUCUCAAACCAUCGUGAAAAGAAGAGAAAUUGAUUGCCGCUCACAAAAGGGUUGAAAUGACCAAGAAAUUAUUUUUCUGGGCAAUGAACAUUGUGAGUGAGAGAGAAGAAGAGAAAGGGGGAAAAUACCCAGCCUCUUUGUAUGAAUUGUCUCAAAGGUAACUAUAGUCAUCUUCAAGAUGUUGCCAGUGUUCUGGUCAAAUGGCCACUCUACCAGACCAGACCAGAGCGGUUUUGAGUUUCGGUACCUCAUCUGGCCUCGAAUGUAGCCUUCAUAUUUCGCCAAAGGAGAUGGCCAUGAUGUCAUCAUUUCACCUGUCAAAAGUCUGUCAAAGUUACCUUGGAGACAACUGGCACCCGUGGAACCCUAGUGCCCCAUGGCACAAGCUUUCGAUUGUGGAUAUCACAGUUCUUCGAUUGAUGGAUGCCUCCAAUCCACACUAUAUUACCCUGCUGGGGUGCCAAUGAAGACAUCUAACACUCCCACCCCUUCCCACAGUGUAAAUAAAGACAUCUAGGGGGAAAAAAUGAAUGCUUCUUUAAUCAUAUGACGUCUGUGUGCACCAAGCCGUUCAAACGGCGCGCCACUAAUGGACUGCUGAUGAAUAGACAAAGGGAACAACCAUCCACAGUGAGCAGAACAAAUAGGCCUCCAGCACAAAUGGAGAUAAAUGUAAUUUCCAACAACUCUUUAAACUACAACAAGAAGCGGCCUACUGCUAUUGACAAAAAUCUCCCAGGGACUGAAGGUUCCCAACAUGCACUGCAGCGCACCGAUUAUACUGCACGGAACAGCACAAUCUUUGCUCUCCGAAUUGGAUCAGAUAAAGCCCAGAGAUUCUCGGUCCAUCCUACAGCCAGCAGCCACGGUGCCGGCUCCGGCCCUUGGUUUCCGUCUGAGGCGAGGCCACUUGGGAGUGCUGGUGUAGUGGAGGUAUGGACUGUAACUGUGUUAGUGACCUGCUGCUCACGCCACCCGUCCCAACCCUCUGGACACCAGGCAUCGCCUUCCCAGACUGGGCCUAUAAGCCAGAAUCAAGCCCAGGCUCCAGGCAGAUCCAGCUGUGGCACUUCAUCCUGGAGCUGCUGCAGAAGGAGGAAUACCACGGGGUGAUUGCCUGGCAGGGAGACUAUGGUGAAUUUGUGAUCAAAGACCCAGAUGAGGUGGCAAGACUGUGGGGCAAUCGGAAGUGCAAACCUCACAUGAACUACGACAAGCUCAGCCGAGCACUUAGGUACUACUACAAUAAACGCAUUUUGCACAAAACUAAAGGAAAGCGCUUCACUUACAAGUUCAACUUCAGUAAGGUGGUUCUGGUGAAUUACCCACUGCUGGACAUGGCCAGCUCUCCGUUCCUGUUGGCUCAGAACCACUUCAAUGGAGGAGCAGCGACACCAGACUGCAGCCCUGUCACGCCCGAGGCCCUUCAGUCUUUAUUCCCUCGUUUACCUGAAUCAGGUCGAGGUCCUUCUCUGUUUGAGCGCAGUGCAGGGGCCCCAGGGCCUGAUGGGGACAAGCUGAGACUGGACACUUUUCCUUUCCUCGGCUCAGGGGCUCCUUGUUACUCCAAACCUCCAUCCCUUUUGGGUCCUUACCCACGGAACCCCUCUUUUGACUACCCCUGGGGCUUCAACCCCUACCUCCCAGGGGCCUUUUCUCUGAACAACUGUCCCAAAUUGCCCCCAGGCUCCCUCUACUCCUCACAUUUCUAUCCCAACCCACUCCAUUCCAGCCUGUCUCAGCUGUCACACCCCUUCUCUUCGCUCUUACCCCCCGGAGACACAACCAGUGCAGAACGUGGUCAAACGGGAGGAACAAAUGGCUCUGCGGGCAGUCAGCCUCCCAGACUCUGCAUCCCACCGUACCCAGGGAACUUGCCACUGGGUCGGACUGAGCUGGGGGGCGGGGGUACAGGUGUGGGUGACCGGGAAAGAGGGGAGACCAACACUGGCAUAACGGGUGGAGGUCUUGCUAUGAUUCUUAUUCCUAGAUUAGUCAUGGGUGGAGUUGGCUUGGGAAAUGGAGGAGGAGGCCGUCAAAGCCCUUCUGAGCGGAGAAAGGGUGUGAAGCAGGAUCCGGAGUCUGACUCUGAGCUGGAGAUCACAGACCUGAGCGACUGCAGCUCAGAGAAUGAGAAUGAGCGGGACUUCACUCUGGGGAAGGAGCCAGGGUUGGGUGGUCGCUCACACCUUCUAGAGGCCAAAACUGGGGGUCUCGGGGGAGUUUUUCCCCCUCUCUCUUCUCUUCCUCCACCUAUGUCUCCACAUCCCCUCAAAAGACUGGGACCCCUGACUCCUCCACCAUCAUCCCUGCCUCCAUCCCUCUCUCCUUCCCUCACUAUGAUCGACCGGCACAGGGAAACAGAGACACUUAAACUUGCUCACAGUUAAUUUGUUCUGUUGUGUGAUUUUUUUUUGAUGUCUUGCAGGUUCUCUUGUUCUCUUAUUCUGUCUGUGUAUUCCUGCAUUUGUGAAAUAAUGCUGUAUAUUCCCAUUUCUUUUUUCUUUUCUGGAGUCCUCCGAAGCCAUUCUUUGCUCAUUCAGUUCCAGUAUUAGUGCUUUCAAUUUCUGAUUCGUUAAGUGAGACUCUCGAUGCAAUCUUAGUUUUUGUCAUUCUGAGAGUAAAAGUGCAGCACAAAAAAAACAAAAACAAAAAACAACAACAGCUUUUCGGAUUAGAAUGUGUAAAUGUCUAGGAAUUUUCAUUCUCUCAUUUCUGUUCGGAAACAAUAACAAUGAGAAGUUUUAUAGCCGAUAUAGCACAGUAAUGAAAUAUGCAUAUCUUUUAUCACACAGUUUUUUUUUAGAUUGCACUGCAUUCGGGCCCUGCUGAAACAGGCAGUAAAUUUGUUCAGCUUGGUGUAUUUCAGACUUUUUCACAGCAUUUUCAAGUUAAUGCUAAGCUCUGCAAUAAAGUGUUCAGCUGAAGAGUGUUACACAAGCAAAAUGCAAUAAUGGCAACACUCAUAGUAAUUUUAAGAUGAUUCAGUUGUGUUGCAAUAAAGCACUUUUGUUUUUAUUUUUGUGCUGAUUCCAAGGGAUUUAGAAAUAUAUAUAUGGUCAAACAUUGCCAUCUUGUGGUUAUGUUUAUUUAUUUAUUUAUGUUCACUUUCAAUUUUCAUGUCUAGUCCAUGUCUUUUUAAAAAUAUUCCAAAAAAAAGAUGACCCUGAGAAUGAGAGACAGAAUCAAUACUGCUCAUGCCAGUGAAUAUUUAAAGUUUGUAUCUAUUUCAUUGUAUAUAUUUUAUUAUUGUGUACAUUGUUUAAUUACUAUUACUAUAUGGGAUAGUUGUAUUGGUGUCAUUUUCCUCUGUACCUAACCGAAGAGUGAUAUAUGAGACAAGAAAAUGGUUAAGUAUUUAUAAAGUUGACAUAUAGAGCACUUGUUUUUCACAUGCUCAUAAGAAUGGCAUUUAGACAGGGAAGUGUGCAAAAAAAAAAUAAUUCUGCUCUUUCUAUUUGUGCCCUGUGGAAAUUUUCCCCAGAUACCUCCGAGUAGAUGACCCUGUUGGACUGAGUUACGCCACUAGUCUCGUAUUUCAAUAAUUCAUUCACCCAGUGGUGAUGUACUAUAAUUAAUCAAGUGUGAAUAAUAUUAGUUGCAGCAUCUGCUAAUUUCUUUAAACAAUGUUCAUUCUAAUGUUUAUUACAUUUGAUAUGUGAACAUCUGAUUUGAAUGUAAAAACAAUACAUAGGAGCAGAAUGACACUCUGAUUAAUAGAUUACUUUCAAAUACAAUUCAGACAAGUGGGGGGAGGGGGGUAAAGAUAACAUUUUAUACAAAAGCAAAUUGCAAGUAAGAUUUUAUCAAACUAUGGCAACAAUAUUUCCAGAUAUUCUUCUUAUUCUUUGGUAAGUUAUCUCAUUCUAGAUAAGAACUUGAAAGAACUUGUUACACGACAGCUGGUGCCCUUGACUUGCCCGUACUAGAAGAGAUUUCAGCUGUACAUAGGACUUUGUGUAGUUGUUUGUACACAUUGAAAAGAAAAAAAAAACAUUUACCUAACAGUAAAGAUUUUCUUUGUUUAAUUGUGAAAUUUAAAACAGAAAGGAUGACUAGAACAAAAAUGAGCAAAGAGUAAUAUCUUCAAGAGCAAUAAACAAUAUUCUUAAGAUUCAA